This is a messenger RNA of Scomber scombrus (Atlantic mackerel), 3410 nucleotides long. It is a transcript of the gene tmc6a, whose product is annotated as transmembrane channel-like protein 6. The record is from RefSeq and is a predicted model, not a curated record. The transcript has 20 exons. Gene Ontology annotation, molecular function: mechanosensitive monoatomic ion channel activity. Gene Ontology annotation, cellular component: plasma membrane. Lineage: Eukaryota; Metazoa; Chordata; Actinopteri; Scombriformes; Scombridae. The coding region runs from base 131 to 2452 and encodes 773 amino acids.
GGAAGGAUGAAAAAAAGAAGUCGUUGUUCAGUGUCAGAAAUGAUUAACUGACAGUGGCCCACUAUGUAGAUAAAGAAGACUGAUCCUCUUGGAGAUUUGUUUUUGCAGUAAUCAGAGAUCAUCGAGGAGCAUGGCACACAGCGCAAACAUCAAUGUCGACAUUUGGCAGAGUGAUGACUCAGACUAUGAGGACCUGGAUGAUGGUGUAUCAGACUGGGUCACUUCCUGCCAGGUUGUCAGAGAACCAGCAGCCAUCACUGAGAGGCGGCGUGAAAUUCUGCAGAUGGAGGUGUUGACUGAAUGCACAGACAACUGGCCAACAGAAAGUGGCCACAUGAGAGAUGACAGAGGGCUGGUCAACCCUCUGCAUAGGCACUGCUGGUCGGCUGCAACACAAAAGAUCCUUUCUUCAAUGCCCAGUCGCACCGUUGGGCAAAAUAGUGCUGCAGGCAUUUCUGGGUUUGCAACACACUCCCCUCUGCUAAACAGGCAUCAGACCACAUCACAAGAUUUUAUCCAUCACUCCAGACCAAUCCAACAUGACUUUGUUCUGACAGAUUUGGGAGAAAUCACUACGGAAGAAAACAAGAAGGAGCAGUUGGUAUCCAGCCUUCGGGGUCUCUAUGCGGGUGAAGUCCUUCGUAAGCUGCGUGCCAUGCCACUAAGCCUUACAGAUAAAAUGGAGCUGAGGCCACUCGCUUUUAGUGAUGUAGCUGAAAGUUCACUCACCAGACACGUUCCAUGCUUCGGCUGUUUCAGGUUUUACAUUUCAAGGACUAGGCGCCACUGCCUCUUCAGCUGCCUCCCCACCCUCAUGUCUCUCCGGUUGUGGCACUUGCCAAUGAAGCAACUGAGUGCACGUUUUGGAACCGGAGUGCUCUCCUACUUCCUGUUUCUCCGAACCCUCCUGCUGUUUAACCUCCUCCUUUUCAUCAUCAACGGCCUUUUUCUGGUCUUCCCUCAAGCCAUCAGCCCUCCGUGUGACCACCAGUCACCAGUCUUCACCGGUCUUGAGCUUCUCACAGGCAUGGGUUACCUCUCUGAGAGUUUGAUGUUUUAUGGCUACUACAACAACAAAAGUGAUGGAUACAGCAUAUCUGCAGCCUACUUCUUUACCAUUGCCAUUGCCUUCUUCAUUAUCUGCAUCAUCCUAGUGUACAGCAUUUCCAAGUCCUUUGGGAAAAGUUGUCAUGCCCUGAAGUCUAACGGGAAUAUGGCGGUAAAGGUGUUCUGCUCCUGGGACUUUAAAGUCACCAAAAAAACAUCUGUCAGAAUGCAGUCUGAGAAAAUCAGCACACAGCUCAAAGAACUGCUGUCUGAGAUGAUGCGUGGAGAAGAUGAAGAGAGCUGCAUACAACGACUCUGCAACGUCCUAGUGCAUCUGUUCACAUGGGCUACGUGUCUGGCCAGCAUUGUCUUGAGCGUCAUGGCAGUCUAUUAUCUGUCAGAGACAGACUUCAUUGACAACUUGGGUCGUUCAGAAGGAACUGAUCUGCUCUUGUCUGCAGUAGUGUCGGCCAUUAACCUGUUACUCCCUGGCCUCUUCAACCUAUGCACUUGGCUAGAGAAAUAUAACUCACCCAAUGUUCGUGUUUAUGUCUCCAUCUUCAGGAACUUGUUGUUGAAAACCAGUAUAGUUGGAGUGCUGUGUUACCGCUGGCACAGAAUUGUAGAGGAACCAAAAAAGUGUUGGGAGAGCUUGGUGGGACAAGAGCUAUAUCGCUUGCUGGUGAUGGACUUUAUCUUCACAGUGCUUUAUACGUUUUUGGGAGAGUUCCUGUGGAGGCUCUUUUACAAGCAUGUCUUGAAAAGGAACAGGAAGCCAGUGUUUGACAUUGCUCGUAAUGUGCUGGAGCUCAUAUAUGGGCAAACCCUCACUUGGCUUGGGGUCCUGUUUGCGCCAUUGCUUCCUGCCAUCCAGAUUGCAAAACUAUUUGUUCUGUUUUACAUGAAGAAGUGUGUUGCUCAACUGUCAGGCCUCCAAAAAGCCCUGGAGGGCCACUCAAAUGACAACACUAUUCAUCUCUCUUUUGUUGUUCCCCUCAUUUCUUGGUGCUGCUGUGCCUGUCGCAUAUACAGUUUGGAAACUGCACUACAUCUGUUUUUCGUCCACAGGAUUAAACCCUCAAUAGACUGCGGUCCUUUCAGGAAUCUUACCACAAUGAUUCAGUCGGUGGAGCUGUGGGUCACAGACCGGAAGGACACUGACCCAGUCCUGUUGUGGCUCACCCAGACCACUACCUAUCUUGUAGAUCACCCAAUAUUCCUAUUCCUCGCCAGUGGAAUUUUUCUAAUGGUGAUAUACAUUCAUGCUCAAGUUGUCGAUGGCCACAGGAAAAUCAUCAGUCUGUUAGAGAAGCAAAUUGAAAAUGAGGGUAUGGACAAAAAGUUCCUCAUCACCAAACUGCAAGACCUUCAUGAGCAGAGUACUCCGGUUUCCCCUCGUAGAUAAGUCUGUGGCUGAUUAGCAUUGAUAUUAUCAUCAUUACUAAGAUGGUUGUCAGCACCAUCAGGGAUGUCACAACCUAAAUCACUGGAUAUUAUUAGAAUUUAAUAUUGUAGUUUUUAUUUUAUUUUUUUAGAAUCAACGUUAAAUCUAAAAAUAAUGAGUUUAACUUUACAUGUGUAUGAUUUUGAAUGCAUUGUAUUAAAAGUUGUUUAGGUUAGAAUAAUGUUUUUUAGCGUGUCUGUUAUUGGGCAUUUGUAAUUUUACUGUAAAAAUGUGGCCUGCCAGUGCAUGUAUCUGUGACAUUACUGUAUACUGUGUUCAUCCAGCAAAAUGUGAAAUAGUGGUCCAACACAAAUUAGAGAUACAGCUGUCAAGUCAGGCAUAUUUUUCAUUCCAAAGAACAUCAGAUUUCUUAAGGACACAUUCCACAUGACAUUACGUAAUUAUGUAAUUAUGUAUGUGGAAAACCAAGUACAUCUACAUUAUUUCUCUGUGUGCAGUUUGAAUGUGUUUGUGACAAAUAAUUAUUUAACUGAUACUAUCUUUGAAUGAUAUUUAGAUGUCAAAAUGGAGUGGGCAUUGACCUGUUGCAUAUUGUGUCAACCUUUGUCAGUUUGCUAUAUGUACAGUAUAAGUGCAGUAUAUUCAAUAUCUUUGACAUAAAAUGAAAAAUAGAGCAAUGACUCGAAUGUUGGAACAACUCUUGUGAGGCUGUACAGAUGGAAAUAAAAAUACAAGACUUGUAAGGCGUGUAACUAAAUGUACUCAUGACUCCUUGAAACAGAAAAACUACAAUUUAAAACUACAGCUAAACACAAGAUGUACUUGUUUCUGCUUCACAUGUCGGAAGACUGUACACUUAGUGUGGAGAAGUUCUAUUACCAAGUGCACAACAAUGUCAACAACCCUAAUUAGCAUACUUUGAGAUUAGGCAAGUCUUCAACCAGUCACUCUGACAUUU